CGGGGCGGGGGCCCGGCCGGGCAGGGAGGGGGAGCCGUGGAAUGGCGGACGGGCGGGCCGGCCCGCCCUGGUGGUAGUGAGACCGGGGGCGCGGAGGGGACAGCCGCGGACAGGAACAGUGCCUGAAGCAGGUCCACCAUGCCGUUAGUAACGAGGAACAUUGAGCCAAGGCACCUGUGCCGUCAGACGUUGCCUAGCGUUCCGAGCGAGCUGGAAUGCGUGACCAACAUCACCCUGGCAAAUGUCAUUCGACAGCUGGGCAGCCUGAGUAAAUCUGCAGAAGACAUAUUUGGAGAGUUGUUUACUCAAGCCAACACCUUUGCCUCUCGGGUGAGCGUUCUCGUCGAGAGAGUUGACCGCUUGCAAGUCAAAGUCACUCAGCUGGAUCCCAAAGAGGAGGAAGUCUCCUUGCAAGGCAUUAACACCAGGAAGGCCUUCAAAAGCUCCACCACUCAGGACCAGAAGCUCUUUGACAGAGAUUCUCUCCCAGUGCCUGUCCUCGAAACCUACAGGACCUGCAAUACCCCUCCACCUCUCAACAUCCUCUCACCUUACAGGGAUGAUGGCAAAGAGGCACUUAAAUUCUACACAGAUCCUUCGUAUUUCUUCGACCUUUGGAAGGAGAAGAUGCUUCAGGACACCAAGGAUAUCAUGAAGGAAAAGCGGAAACAUAGGAAAGAGAAAAAGGAGAAUCCGAACCGAGGAAAUGUGAAUCCACGGAAAAUCAAAACCCGCAAAGAGGAGUGGGAGAAGCUGAAAAUGGGACAAGAAUUUGUGGAGUCAAAGGACAAGCACGGUCCUGCAGGGUACCCCUCCAACAUGGUGUACCAGAACGGCAGCAUCGGCUCCGGCGAGAGCAUGGAUGGGAGCUGCUACCCGCCACCGCCGCAGACUGACUCCAUUGUGCCACCACCUCCCUCGUUCCCAGAUGACAGCCUGCCUCCACCCCCGGUGGAAUUUAGCUAUCCUGUAGACAACCAAAGAGGUUCUGGUUCUGGAGGGCCCAAACGAUCCAGCCUGGUUAGCCCGAGCCACCCGCCACCAGCUCCUCCGAUCGGAUCGCCCUCCGCAGCCAGGCCGGGCUUUGCUCCCCCUCCAGCUCCUCCUCCACCGCCACCCCUGAUGGAAAACACCCCCCCUCCGCCACCUCCCAUGGGCUUCCCCUCCCCGGGGACCCCCCCGCCGCCCUCGCCCCCCUCUUUCCCUCCUCACCCUGAGUUUGCUGCCCCUCCACCUCCCCCGCCUCCCCCGGCAGUCGAUUACUCCAGCGUUCUCCCAGCCCCGCUGUCGCAGCCGGGCGCUGGGAUUGCGCCGCCCCCGCCGCCGCCCCCGCCGCCUCCGGGCCCACCCCCCCUGGCUUCCAGCGGCCUGGAUGGACCCCCGCCCCCCCCUCCGCCCUCCGACACCUCCACAUCCAAGCCCAAGUCAUCCUUGCCCGCGGUGAGCGAUGCCAGGAGCGAUCUGCUGUCGGCUAUUCGGCAAGGCUUCCAGCUGCGCAAGGUGGAGGAGCAGCGGGAGCAGGAGAAGAGGGAUGUUGUGGGCAACGACGUGGCCACCAUCCUGUCGCGCCGCAUCGCCGUGGAGUACAGCGACUCCGAGGACGACUCCUCCGAGUUCGACGAGGACGAGUGGUCGGAUUAGCCACGCUCCCACCCCUCCUUCCCUCCUCUCCUCCUUACCCAGUCAGGUGGCCAAACCUCGCACCACGUCCUUUGCAUCCUGUAACCAAAGAUGUGCCAAGGGUUUUCAGACAACCAGCAGCAUAUCUCCCCUGUCCCUCCC
This is a messenger RNA of Motacilla alba alba, 1782 nucleotides long. It is a transcript of the gene WASF2, whose product is annotated as WASP family member 2. Gene Ontology annotation, biological process: positive regulation of Arp2/3 complex-mediated actin nucleation; actin cytoskeleton organization. Lineage: Eukaryota; Metazoa; Chordata; Aves; Passeriformes; Motacillidae. Gene Ontology annotation, cellular component: lamellipodium; cytoskeleton; SCAR complex. Gene Ontology annotation, molecular function: actin binding; Arp2/3 complex binding; protein kinase A regulatory subunit binding. The record is from RefSeq and is a predicted model, not a curated record.